Mya arenaria is the source of this 3244-nucleotide messenger RNA. RefSeq lists its product as uncharacterized. NCBI's taxonomy places the organism in Eukaryota, Metazoa, Mollusca, Bivalvia, Myida, Myidae. The transcript has 2 exons. The coding region runs from base 336 to 1316 and encodes 326 amino acids. The record is from RefSeq and is a predicted model, not a curated record.
GGAUUUUUUGGAUACAUUUAGAAGUCGAUUAUAUAAGCUGCUAUAUAUACAGAUUAACAGUCAAGUAUAUGCUCGUUUAGGCUGUGUAUGUGCCUAUGAAUAAAAGGAGACAUUAGAAUAGUGUCUCCUGGUCUUUUUUUCUCGCUCUGCCAUUCAGAAAGUCAAAUGAGGUUUUUGUACGGGACGGGUUUAUCCUUAUAUUGGUUAUGUCAGCAGGUGCGUGUGGACGUACUUUACAUCGGGGGAUAGAAAAAAGUGAAAUUUAUUUAAUUUAAAAGGCUGAGAACUGGACAUAAUGUGUGCAAGUGUUUGUGGAUCGUGCAUAAUAUGGAAUAAUGCAUAAAUCGAAAAAUAAGAAAAGAAAGGAAAGAAAUAGUAGUGAUAAUGAUAAAUCGUGUAAUAAAGUAAGAAAACAAAGAGGCCCGUCCGGGGGUUCGACCAGUGAAACUCAAGUAAGUGACAUUCUGAACGUUACGAAUUCUGUGCUCUAUGGUGAUGUUGAUAAUUUAGACUCUAGUGUAUUCGGGACUUUAUUCGAGAGCGCCGACAUUGAUAAUACUAAGGCCUGUGCAGCCAUGGCGGACACUAACUCAGAACCUACAAACCUAGACUUAAUGAACUUGUUAAAGAACAUGAGUGGUAGAUUAGAAACCGUGGAGAAAAAGUUGGGCGGUAUAGAGACCAUAGAAAAGAGAAUGGUGUCCUUAGAGAAAGACAUUAACAAGUUGUGGGGGGCGCUCGAUGCCCGAGUGAAAAAGGUGGACGAGCGAGUUAUCCGACUAGAGGACAAGGUAGACGGUGCCGACAUACACACGGCGGAGCUGGCGGAGAGGACGCGGGUGCUGGAGAAAGAGCGAGAUGCCCUACGAGACGACGUCUCGUACCUACAAUCGCAGUCCAUGCGAAAUAAUCUGGUCUUCUUUGGGGUACCCGAGGACAACACUAACGGAAGCGAGCCGGCGGAAGCGACGGAACGCAAGCUACGUCUGCAUCUCCAGGAUGCCUUCAAGAUCGCCAAGGAGACGGCCGAGAGUAUCCGAUUCGAGAGGGUGCACCGCUCACCAGGCUCACCGAUAACAGGAAAAAUAAGAAACAUCAUCGCAAAAUUCACCUACUUUAAAGAUAGAGAAAUGAUACGGAAGUCAUGGAAACAGCUUGAUGGGACAACGUUCCGUGUAUUCGAGCAGUUCCCACCGGAUGUGAUCCAGAAGAGGCGGAAGUUGGUGCCACAGUUGAAGGAGGCGAGGCGGCAGAACAAGAAGGCGUAUCUGGCCUACGACACCCUCUACAUCGAUGGGACCGCUGUUCGAGCCUAGGGUCACGACGGCGGUGAGAUAUCCAUUCUGUCGUGGAACUUACAUGGUUUUUCCGAUUCCAAAAAGAACGAUUCCGAUUUUAUCAACUUGAUUACUGAAAAUGACAUUUGCUUAUUAUAUGAAACUUGGGCCAAUUCAUCUAGUAAUAUUAAUUUAAAUGGUUAUAUUUCCUACAACUUUUAUAGAAAAUUCCAAAACAGGAAAGCCCGUAGAAGCAGUGGUGGUAUUGCUAUUUACUUUAAGGAUCAUCUAAAAAACGGUAUUCAAAUUGUUAAAAAUCAUUACGAUAGUCUUAUCUGGUUAAAACUAGACCAUGAUUUUUUUCAUACUGAGGAAGAUAUUUAUAUAUGUGCGUCUUAUAUAUGGGGAGAUGGUUCACCUGUCUAUAACACAUUAAAUGUAGAUCUUUUUGAACUAUUAGAAAACGACAUUUCAUUUUAUUCUGAAUUUGGUAAGAUAUUCGUAUCUGGCGAUCUAAACAGCAGGGUCGGUCAUAAGUGUGAUUUUAUUGUCCAUGACAAUAUUAAUACUGUGUAUGACGAUACCGACUAUGUUCCCGACCAUACCUCUGUCAGGGCCUCAGUAGACGCUGUACAUAAUAGUCACGGGAUUAAACUUCUUGAUAUGUGUAAGUCUACAAAUUUGCGCAUUUUAAAUGGUCGAAUAGGUAACAGUCGUAAACACACAUUUUAUGCUCAUAACGGAUCAUCCGUAAUCGACUACUUACUGACUCGUGAAUGUAACUUUUCAUUGUUAUCCAACUUUACGGUUGGCGAUUUCAAUCAGUGGAGCGAUCACGCACCGCUGCAUUUUGUAUUGUAUUGUAACAAUUUCACGCCUCAGUAUGAAACAUACACCGAUGUUAAAUAUAAAUGGAACAGUUCGCUACGCGAACAAUUUCGCUCAGGUAUAAUAACAAAACUACCUGUUUUCAAUGACAUUGUUGAGAAUAUAGACUGUUUAAAUAGAGUAUCAAUAAAUGACACAUUAGAUAGAUUUACCGCUACAAUCCGUUGUGUCGCGGAUCCGUUGUUUUCAAAGCAAUGCAAUUACAGUAAUAAACCGUGUUUUGAAACGGAAAGUUGCAUUAAAAGUGCUGAUUGGUUUGAUAAUGAUUGUGUUAAUGCAAGGAAUUUGUACCAAGAAUCUUUAUGUAAUUUUAAUACAAAUAAGACUGAGGUAAAUAGGUCUGCACUGUGUUCACGAAAGAAAUAUUACAAAGAUUUAAUUCGUAAAAAGAAAAGUUGUGCCUUUCGAAUCAAAAUGAAAGAAAUUGAAAACUUAAGAAGAAGUAAGCCUAAAGAAUUUUGGAAAUUCUUUAAAUCAAAAAAUAAAUUAAAUAAUUGUAAUAUUUCUCUGGAAGAUUUCAAGAUUUUUUUUGAAAAUCUUAGUAACAAUACGUCUGAUUGUAAUAAUGCUGAGGCUGAACAUUUUUGUUCGAAUCACGACUUUGACGAAAGUAACUUAACAUUUCCAGAGUUAGAUGAACCUAUUUCAGUCAACGAAGUAAAUUGCGCAAUUAAACAUUUGAAACGUAAUAAAUCGACUGGUAGCGAUUGUAUUUUAAAUGAGUAUUUUAUUGAAUGUGUUGAUAUAUUAUCUAGCCACUGUUGUGACAUAUUUAAUAGCAUUUUAUCAUCGGGUUUCUAUCCGGAAAAGUGGACAGAAGGUGUAAUUAUUCCUUUACAUAAAAAAGGAUCUAUUGAUGACGUUAACAAUUAUAGAGGAAUUACACUUGUAAGCUGUUUUUCAAAAGUAUUUACAACAAUUUUAAACAAACGCAUCGAAUCAUUUUGCGAAGCUAAUGCCACUAUUUCGGAUGCGCAAUUCGGAUUUCGAAAAGGUUGCUCAACUGUUGAUGCUAUUUAUAUUCUUAUUUCUAUUGUGCAAAAGUAUAUUAAUGAAAAUAAACGACUAUAUGUAAUUUA